AUGAGAGCUGUUGUGCUUGCCCUGACUGUAGCCCUUGUGGCACUUCUCUCUCUCUCUCUCUCUUUUUUUUUUUUUUCUCCAGCAAGUCAACAGAUCAACCUUGUUCCUGAUUUUCCCCUCUAUAAGACCUAUGUGUACAAGUAUGAGGCUCUACAGGAGAGAAUCAUACAGGACAUUGGCUUGGCAUACACUGAGAGAUGUGCUGAAUGUACUUAUAGAUUCAAGAGUCUGAUUGAAACUGCGAGUUACAAUUACAUCAUGAAACCAGCAGCCACCGGAGUACUAAUCACUGAGGAAACAGUUGAAGAAGUGCAUUAUUUUUCACCCAUCCAUGAGAUCCAUGAUGCAGCAAUGAUGGAAGCAAAACACACCUUGGCUUUUGUUGAGAUUGAGAUGGCCCCCAUUGUUCCAAUCAAAGCUGAUUACUUGGCCCGUGGAUCCCUACAGUAUGAGUUUGCAACUGAGAUUCUUUAGACACCCAUUCAACUAAUGAAGAUCAGUGAUGCACCAGCCCAGGUAUAAUGAAUUAAUUAAAAUCUUAAAAAUCUUUUAAGCCUUUGAUCCAUGUU
Messenger RNA from Carassius auratus (goldfish), 569 nucleotides. Its product is annotated as vitellogenin-like. The transcript is spliced from 5 exons. Lineage: Eukaryota; Metazoa; Chordata; Actinopteri; Cypriniformes; Cyprinidae. Gene Ontology annotation, biological process: lipid transport; cellular response to estrogen stimulus; response to estradiol. The record is from RefSeq and is a predicted model, not a curated record. Gene Ontology annotation, molecular function: lipid carrier activity. The coding region runs from base 1 to 474 and encodes 157 amino acids.